UUCAUUUUUCCCAUUGAUGCUGUUCGCAGGGAUUUGUUUGGAUCGCUUAUUAUUUGGCUCUUAUGCUGUCAUCAUAAAGAAAGAAGUGCUGCUUCAAAAUCCAAAAGUGUUGCAUUCAAUGCUUUGUUUUGUCAGUUACAUUAGUUAUUUGUUAAGGCUUUCCCAAUGCCUCACACAAAUUCAAACCCUAAUAGUGGAAGUCAUACACCAGCUAAGAGAAGCCUUCCUACUUGGAUGAGUUCUAAAGAAAACAGUAACAAAUCCCAAAAGAAGCAGAAUGACGCAUGUGAAAUAUUGUCGAAAACUGAUAUGGAGGAAUGCACUGCUACUUCAUAUGAUGCUAAUCAAAAUAACUUCGAGUUUUCAAGACUCUUGGAAGGGGUGGUUUUUGUUUUAUCUGGAUUUGUUAACCCAGAGAGAAGCACAUUAAGGGCACAAGCAGUAGAAAUGGGAGCCGAGUAUCAACCUGAUUGGGCCUCAGGUUGUACCCUUCUCGUAUGUGCAUUUCCUAACACUCCUAAAUUUAGACAAGUGGAGACCGAUAAUGGCACUAUUGUCUCAAAGGAGUGGAUUUCAGAGUGUUAUAACCACAAAAAGCUUGUUGACAUUGAGCGCUACCUCAUGCAUGUUGGAAAACCAUGGAGAAGAUGUGCCGAUCAAAGUCAGCUUAAUAAAGUUCAGCGAAGUGCCUUAUCUGAAGAGCCUAUAAGAGGCGGAAAUAGAUCAUUGGCGAUGACUGGUUCUGCUUCUUCUGAGUGUGGAUUACACGGUUCUAGUAACAAUCGUCUCCUACCUUCCAAAAUAAAAGAAUGGGCUGCUGAUGAUUUGAGCAAGACAAUGUCAUGGUUAGAAAGUCAAGAUGAAAAGCCAGAGGCCAUUGAGAUUAGGCGUGUUGCUGCAGAAGGAAUAAUCACUUGCUUGCAGGAUGCUAUAGACUCUCUCAAACAAAACAAUGAUAUCAAAACUGUGACAGAGCAGUGGAUGUUUGUCCCUCACAUCGUACAUAUUGUAGAACUCGAGGGUGGAAACCGUAAUGGAUCACUGCCAAAGAAAGAACUCUCUGUACUGGCUGAUUCAUGCAAAAAGAUUUAUGAGAGCGAGCUAAAACAAUUAAACAAUUCUGUACAAGGUAAAAAGUAUAAAAAUGAAGGUAAUCAGGAAUACAGUGUUGAGCUAAAUGAUGAAGGGUUUGAUAGCGAUAAGACAAUAGAAAUGACAGAAGAAGAAAUAGAUUUUGCCUUCAACCAAAUUGAUUGCUAGUAUUCUGUAGUAAGCUGCAUGAAUUACGACUUGUUUAACUGCUUAACCAUCAACUAAAAUUAUAAACUUGCGUAUGUUUUUUUUUUUUAUUUAAAAUGCCUUGAUGUCUUUGUUUGUUUAGCAAGCUGACAAGUUCAACACUGUUCAACUGAAAAUCUGAUGUAAUUAAUUACCUCCUGUUAAUCCUUGUUGAUUACGUUGUCAAAAUCACGAAUUUCUGUCAGAGGAUUGCUUA
Messenger RNA from Dendrobium catenatum, 1495 nucleotides. RefSeq names its product DNA-repair protein XRCC1. Gene Ontology annotation, biological process: single strand break repair; double-strand break repair via nonhomologous end joining; base-excision repair. Gene Ontology annotation, molecular function: damaged DNA binding. NCBI's taxonomy places the organism in Eukaryota, Viridiplantae, Streptophyta, Magnoliopsida, Asparagales, Orchidaceae. The record is from RefSeq and is a predicted model, not a curated record.